AUGCUGCAGUAUUUCUCAGCCCCGGGGAGCGACAUUCGCAUCCCGGGGAUCCGCCUCAACAGACAAGUUGCGGAGAACGAGUCCGUCGGGCGCGUUGCGUACAACCUGCAGCAGCGCAUGCUGAUCCCGUGCGGGAUCCCGCCCGAGCGCAAGGACGAGGCGUGA
Pedinophyceae sp. YPF-701 is the source of this 165-nucleotide messenger RNA. Lineage: Eukaryota; Viridiplantae; Chlorophyta; Pedinophyceae. The record is from the annotation of a GenBank genome assembly.